Grus americana (Whooping crane) is the source of this 2797-nucleotide messenger RNA. RefSeq names its product PHD finger protein 21B (gene PHF21B). The coding region runs from base 333 to 2147 and encodes 604 amino acids. Lineage: Eukaryota; Metazoa; Chordata; Aves; Gruiformes; Gruidae. The record is from RefSeq and is a predicted model, not a curated record. The transcript has 15 exons.
UCCUUUUUCUUUUUUUUUUUUUUUAUUUUUUUCCUGGCCUUUCUUUCUUUCCUUCUUUUUUUUUUUUAAUUCCUUUUUUUAUUAUUAUUUUUUUUUCUUCCGUGAAGGGAGGGGUGGCUGCCUUGCUGGCUGGCGGGUCGGUUGCAAAAAGCGAGAGAGAAAAAAAAAAAAAAAGCCAAAAAAAAAAAAAAAGAGAGAGAGAGAAAAGAAAGGGAGAGAAAAAAAAAAAGCAAGCCAAACAAAAACCAAACCAAAAACCAAACCAAACAAACAAACAAAAAAACUUCAUUCGGAUCUGAAAGUGGCAGGAAAGUGCCUGGCAAGUUGCAGGGAUGGAGCUACACAGCUUGCAAGAGGCGUUAAAAGUGGAAAUCCAAUGUCAUCAGAAACUAGUUGCACAGAUGAAGCAAGAUCCACAGAACGGGGAUCUUAAGAAACAAAUCCAUGAAAGGCAAUCAAGAAUAGCAGCUCUUAAUGAGAAACAAAAGCUGGCGGUGCGGAGCUGCCCCGCGGCCGUGCUGGUGGGCAGCGGCGCCAGCGGCAGCGCCAAGCCCGGCGGCGUCCCGGCUCUCCUCAAGGCACCCGGCGGCGGCGGCGGCGGGAGCCCCAGCGGCAGCCCCGGGCAGAGCCUGGCCAUCUCCGUCCUGCCGGCCAAGGCUCCCAUCGCGAUGGUCACGGCGCACCUCAACGGCGGGCUGGGCUGCAGCGCCGCGGGCGUGGAGCCCCCGCAGAGCGCCCCCAUCAACCUGCAGACCACGGCCAAGCUGGUCGGCGCCCGCCGGCCGCCCGAGCUCGGCUCCAACGCCCAGACUUUGGGAACUAUCACUGCAGUGCCCAUUAAGGUUCCUCAGGUCAGCUCCUUGCAGAGGUUGGCAGGACAAGGACCAGCAGUGCUACCUCAGGUUAGGCCAAAGACCCUGAUUCCAGACAGCCUCCCUAUCUCCCCGUGCAGAGACCAACCUUCCAAGCAGCCUCCUACCUUCCAGAAGGCAACCGUAGUCAGCAUCAAAAACCCCAGCCCUGCCCUCCCGACUGCCAAUAACACCGUCAGCCAUGUACAGACGCCUAACAGCCAGUCACAAAGUGUCACCGAGUCUACGGCUAUUUCAUCACCUCUGAGCAGUGCAGGUGUGGCGUACGCCAUCAUUUCCACCUCCCCCAACAAUGCAACUCCUAUCAGCACCAGCGCGACUGUCUCUGUGGUCAACGACAGCAUUAAAGUGCAACCACUCCUCAUUAGUGCCGACAGCAAGGUUAUCAUUAUUCAGCCUCAAGUCCAAACCCAGACAGAAAGUAAAGUGGAGACAAAGAAACCUCCUGAAGAGUCAGCUCAGGGACCCCCUGCUACCAAAAAGAAAAAGGAGGAAAAUCCAGAGAAAAUUGCCUUCAUGGUAGCAUUAGGACUGGUUACAACAGAACAUUUGGAAGAAAUCCAGAGCAAGCGUCAGGAAAGAAAGAGAAGAAGCACAGCAAAUCCAGCCUACAGUGGACUCUUGGAAACAGAGCGGAAACGCCUUGCAUCAAAUUAUUUGAAUAACCCCUUGUUCCUUUCAACAAGAGCAAAUGAGGAUCCAUUCUGGAAGAAUGAGAUCCACCACGAUGAGCACUGCACUGCUUGCAAGCGUGGCGUUAACUUGCAGCCCUGCGGCACAUGUCCCAGAGCAUAUCACCUCAACUGCUUGGACCCACCCCUCAAAACUGCUCCCAAGGGGGUCUGGGUCUGUCCAAAGUGCCAACAGAAGGUGUUAAAGAAAGAUGACAAUGUGCCAUGGACUGGAACUCUGGCUAUUGUUCACUCCUAUGUUACUCAUAAAACAGUCAAAGAAGAAGAGAAGCGAAAGUUAUUAAAGAGAAGCAGUGAGCUGAAGAGUGAGCAUAGACAGUUAGAAGAAAAAGAUCGACUUCUCAACAAUGCAGUGAAGAAAUGCUUAGAGCUAAAAACCAGCCUGUUGGCCCAGCAGAAAGGGACUCAGUCAUCACUGGAACGUCUCAAAACCCUCAUUAGACUGAUACAAAACGAGCAGAUGAUUCAGGUUACCAUGACGACCACCACCACCUCCUCCCUGCUAACUGUCCCCUGGAUCAAACCCUCCUCUGCCUCCGCUGCCAUGCACAAAGCCUUGCAGCAAUCACAGGGUAACAACUGACAGAGCCGGCUGCGAGACGGCGAAGGAAAGGGGGGAAAAAAAGAACUUUAUACACAUGCGCAGAGGAGAGAUUAAACUGAAACAAAGGAGAGAAGGAACAAUCUCAGUUUUGAUACGCGUAGAAACUUGCAAACCAAUCAGUCCAGUUUGUAGGUCACUGUGGCAGCAGGUUCCCAUGGAGCGGGUUGUGCUGCGGUUUUGUAUUUGCCGAGACCUUCAGUGCUUAUGAGAUUUUUUUUGUUAUGUUGGCCUUAAUGUAUUUAUGACUGAGGAUGACCAGGAAAAGUAUGGCCGGUAGGACGUGGGAUAUCCUUUUGUGGGGAGCAGACAGGUUUCCAGUUCUGCUGUAAGGGGGAAAAAUUUUCAAUGCAAAGAGUUAGUGAGCUAGUAGAGAAGUAGUUGGGCUGAAAGCUGUGUGUGGGAGGGAAAUCGGUGAGAUGAUGAUAACCAGAAACUGAACUGCUUAGGACUCGACAUGAAUUCUUAUCAGAGGAACAAAGUUGGCCCCAUUGAUUCAGGUGACCUGGAGAUGGGGCCGUUUUGACCAGAACGGCGUCAUGGACACUCACAGAGCCUUCGAAACAAAAGAUCCGUUUUUUUCAGUAUUAUUAGAGUUGAGAAUUGCAGAUAUUUAAAUAAAGAAACUGUAU